This is a messenger RNA of Salvia splendens (bonfire salvia), 909 nucleotides long. RefSeq lists its product as uncharacterized. The coding region runs from base 1 to 909 and encodes 302 amino acids. The transcript has a single exon. Lineage: Eukaryota; Viridiplantae; Streptophyta; Magnoliopsida; Lamiales; Lamiaceae. The record is from RefSeq and is a predicted model, not a curated record.
AUGCAACCACCUGGUCAUGAGAAUAUUAGUAAAGUAUCCCUGCGGUCAGGAAGGGUCUACCAAGGCCACAGCCAUCCUGCGAUAUCUCCACCAACUGUUUCUGAACCAAGCCAUGGGGAAGAGGGAGAAUCCAGCAGAGGUGGUCAAGUGGAAGAAAAAGGCAAGGAAAGGGUUGGAGGAGAAGCCUCAAAAGAAAUUCAGAAAGAAGAAACUGAAAGGGUUAAGCCAUAUUCGUACCGCGGAAUGGUGACGAGGAAAAGGGAUGCCACAAUCGACGUGGUAAGCAUGUUCAAGGACAUGGAUGUGAAGGUACCAUUCUUAACGGCGUUAAAAAUGCCCCCGAUCAGUAAGUUCAUUAAAGACUACCUAGCAGGAAAGGUCAAUGAGGAAGGGAGACUAAUUACAGAUGAGAACGUCUCUGCCGUAAUCCAGAAAAACGAUCUCCCCUCCAAGAAAACUGAUCCUGGAAUGUUCACGCUUCCAAUUUCAAUCGGAGACAUUCAGGUAGAGCACGCCAUGUGCGACUUGGGGGCAUCUAUCAAUGUUCUGCCAUACUCCAUCUACCGGAAGUUGGGAGAGGCCAAGCUAGUCGACACGGAUAUAGUGAUACAGUUGGCCGACAGAUCAUGUAUUCACCCCGAAGGAAUUCUGGAAGACGUUAUUGUAAAGGCAAAUAACUUUCUAUACCCAGCUGAUUUUUUCGUAAUCAAGAUGACAGAGCACACGACAAAAGAGUCGAGUGGAUUCCUACUGGGACGACCGUUCUUGUCUACGGCCAGCACUAUCAUAGACGUCCGCAAUGGGACGAUCAAAGGAGAGCAGUAUACGUUCAAUAUCAAUGAGGCCAUGAAGAGGCCAGCCGACGGAGAGAACGUGUAUUCUGUGGAUGUAACUGAGCCCUUGGUGUAA